AGAUGUUGGCUUGGUCAUGUGAUCAGCUGUGUCCAAUCACAGCUGAUCACAUCAGUGCCAUCUGUCAGUGUCCAUCAGUGCUCAUCCAUGCCACCUGCCAGUGCCCAUCAGUGCCACAUUUCAGUGCCCAUCAGUGCCAUAUCAAUGCCACAUAUCAGUGCCAUCUGAGCUGCCUUUCAGUGUCACCCAUCAGUGCCAGUCAGUGCCACCUAUCAAUGUCAAUCAGUGCCGCCAAUCAGUGCCACCUAUCAGUGCUAGUCAGUGCUGCCUAUCAGUGCCAGUCAGUGCCGCCUAUCAGUAUGCAUCAGUGCCCAUCAGUGCUGCCUAUCAAUACCGCCUAACAGUACCAGUCAGUGCCAGUCAGUGCCACCUAACAGUGCCAGUCAGUGCCACCUAUCAGUGCCGCCUAUCAGAUCCAUAUAUGAGUGCUGCCUUUCAGUGCCCAUUAGUGAUGCCUGUCAAUGCCCAUCAGUGCCACCUACCAGUGCCUCCUCAUCAAUGCCCAUCAGUUCCACCUAUCAGUGUCUAUCAGUGCAGCCUAUCAGUGCCCAUCACUGCAGCCUCAUUAGCGCACAUCAGUGAAAGAGAAAAAUCACUUAUUUACUAAAUUUUAUAACAAAAACUAAGAAAAAAAACUUUUUUUUUCAAAAUUUUCAGUGGUUUUUGGUUUAAGAAAAAAUUAA
Messenger RNA from Staurois parvus, 683 nucleotides. NCBI's taxonomy places the organism in Eukaryota, Metazoa, Chordata, Amphibia, Anura, Ranidae. The record is from the annotation of a GenBank genome assembly.